UCUUACAAAAGAACAAUCCUUAACCUUACUUGUGAUUAGAUUGUCUGUUUUUAAUCUUGAUUAGGGACAAGAAAGCAAAAAAGAUUCAACCUAUAAACAGAGGGUUUUUUUUGUGUGUGUCAGAGACUAGGAAGAUAAUAAGGUUUUUUGUGUUUUCUUGUGGAACAAUUUUUAGGGUUUAUUAGGGUUCUUGAUUUCACAAAUAUGGGUUCUUACCCGGCUGGCUUCCCUGGAUCAUUGGAGUACUGGUUUGAUUUUCCUGGUUUAGGAAAUGGAUUUUAUCUAAAUGAUCAACCUUUGUUAGAUACUGGAUCUGUUCUUGACGUUCCUCCUCCUCCAGAGCCGUAUUCACAACAGCACCUUGCUUCUGCUGAUGCUGAUUUCUCUGAUUCGGUUUUGCAAUACAUAAACCAAGUACUUAUGGAAGAAGACAUUGAAGAUAAGCCUUGUAUGUUUCAUGAUGCUUUGUCUCUUCAAGCAGCUGAGAAAUCUCUCUAUGAAGCUCUAGGCGAAAAGUACCCGCCAGAUGAUGAUUCUCAGCCUAUGGUUCCUACUACUAGACCUGCUCAAUUGGUUAGUAGCCCUAGUAGUUCUUCUUAUGCUUCAAGCACCACGACCAGUACUUCCUCUGAUUCACAAUGGAGUUUUGAUUGUUUGGAGAAUAAUAGGCCUUCUUCUUGGUUGCAGACACCGAUUCCGAGUAACUUCGUUUUUCAGUCCACUUCUACUAAAACCAGUCCACAGUCUGUUGUUGGUGGCGGUGGCGGUAAUGCGGUUUUCGGGUCAAGUUAUAGUAAUGAUUUGGUUUCUAAUAUGUUUAACGAUAGCGAAUUGGCGUUACAAUUCAAGAAAGGGAUGGAGGAAGCUAGUAAGUUCCUUCCUAAGAGUUCUCAGUUGGUUAUAGAUGUCGAAAAUUUCAUCCCGGAGAAGGAUAACUCUGUUCCUUACAGAUUGACCGGGAAGAAAAGCAAUUGGCGCGAAGAUGAACAUUUGGCUGAAGAAAGAAGUAAGAAGCAACCAGCUGUUUAUGUUGAUGAAGCUGAGCUGACUGAUAUGUUUGACAAGAUUCUGAUAUUUGGCCAGGCUGAGGAACAACCGGUAUGCAUUCUUAACGAGAGUUUCUCGAAAGAACCUGUGAAAGCUUUAUCGGUUAGUAAGAGUCAAAAAGGCGAGAAACCAGCAGCUAGUGGUAACGCUUAUACAAAAGAGACACCUGAUUUAAGGACUAUGUUGGUUUCUUGUGCUCAAGCUGUCUCGAUUAAUGAUCGUAGAACUGCUGAUGAUCUGUUAAGUCGGAUUAGGCAACAUUCUUCAUCUUAUGGCGAUGGGACAGAGAGAUUGGCUCAUUAUUUCGCUAAUAGUCUUGAAGCAAGGUUGGCUGGGAUAGGUACUCAGGUUUAUACCGCCUUGUCUUCCAAGAAAACAUCUGCCUCCGACAUGUUGAAAGCUUACCAGACAUACAUAUCGGUCUGCCCGUUCAAGAAAAUUGCAAUCAUAUUCGCUAACCACAGUAUUAUGCGGUUGGCUUCGAUUGCCAAUACCAAAACCAUCCACAUCAUAGAUUUUGGGAUAUCUUAUGGUUUCCAGUGGCCUUCUCUGAUUCAUCGCCUUGCUUGGAGACGUGGUUCAUCAUGUAAGCUUCGGAUAACCGGUAUAGAGCUGCCUCAACGCGGCUUUAGACCAGCCGAGGGAGUUAUUGAGACGGGUCAUCGUUUGGCUAAGUAUUGUGAGAAGUUCCAUAUUCCAUUUGAGUACAAUGCAAUUGCACAGAAAUGGGAAACAAUCAAGUUGGAGGACUUGAAGCUAAAAGAUGGAGAGUUUGUAGCUGUAAACUCGUUGUUUCGGUUUAGGAACCUCCUAGAUGAGACGGUGGCAGUGCAUAGCCCGAGAGAUGCGGUUCUGAAGCUGAUAAGGAAGAUAAAACCAGACGUGUUCAUGCCCGGGAUCCUAAGCGGAUCAUACAACGCGCCUUUCUUUGUCACCAGGUUUAGAGAAGUUCUGUUUCAUUACUCAUCUCUCUUUGACAUGUGUGACACGAACCUAGCACGAGAAGAUCCAAUGAGGUUAAUGUUUGAGAAAGAGUUCUACGGAAGGGAGAUCAUGAACGUUGUGGCGUGUGAGGGAACAGAGAGAGUGGAGAGGCCAGAGAGUUAUAAGCAGUGGCAGGCGAGGGCGAUGAGAGCCGGGUUUAGACAGAUUCCACUGGAAAAAGAUCUGGUUCAGAAACUGAAGUUGCUAGUGGAAAAUGGAUACAAAACUAAAGAGUUUGAUGUUGAUCAAGAUUGUAACUGGUUGCUUCAGGGCUGGAAAGGCAGGAUAGUGUAUGCUUCAUCUGUUUGGGUUCCUUUGGUUUUAACGAUGGAUCACAAUUUUUCUGAAUCUCUUAUCGGCUUCGAUGCAAACCCUAGUUAUCUAUCUGAUCCAGUAGAAGAUCAGAAUACGCUUUUGAAAUAUGUGAGUGAGAUCCUUAUGGAAGAGAGUAAUGGUGAUUAUAAGCAGUCUAUGUUCUAUGAUUCAUUGGCUUUACGGAAAACAGAGGAAAUGUUCCAGCAAGUGAUUGAAGAAGAUUCUCAAAAUCAGUCCUUUAGUGCUGAUUCCAUCAUUACUACUAGUUGCAGCUGUGCUGGAGAUGCCAGUGGGAGUAUAGUCGAAUCUGUUCAUUCCCCUGAUCUGCUCAUUGGUCCAGCUGUGGAUGAGAUUGUGGUGAAGAGUAUGUUUAGUGAUGCAGAUUCAGCUUUGCAGUUUAGGAAAGGGGUUGAAGAAGCUAGUAAGUUCCUUCCCAAUAGUGACCAAUGGCUUAUCAAUCUAGAAACGGAUAGACCCGAAAGGCGCGAUUUUGUGAAAGAAGGGAUGGGAUUGGAUCCGUUGAGAGUAAAGAGGAGUCAUGAAAGGGAAGUUAUUGAUUUUGAGGAAGUAAGGAAUAGUAAGCAGUUUGCUACUAAUGUUGAAGAUGAGAAGAUAACUGAAGUGUUUGAUAAGGUUUUGCUUCUUGACAGCGAAUGCGAUCCGCCAACAUUGUUAGACGGCACGAUUCAAGAUAUUCGGAGUAAUAAACAAGAAGGGAAAGGGAAGAAGGAGAAGAAGAAGAAGAAGAAGAGUCAGGUGGUUGAUUUUCGUACGCUUCUCACGCUAUGUGCGCAAGCUAUUUCGACAGGCGAUAAAACCACGGCUCUUGAUUUGCUGAUGCAGAUUAGGCAACAAUCUUCGCCUAUUGGUGACGCGGGGCAGAGACUUGCUCAUUGUUUUGCCAAUGCGCUUGAGGCUCGUUUAGAGGGAAGCACAGGUCCUAUGAUUCAGACUUAUUACAAUGCUAUUACCUCGUUGAAGGAAACUGCUUCGGAUACACUUAAAGCGUACCGAGUUUAUCUUUCUUCGUCUCCGUUUGUUACCUUAAUGUAUUUCUUCUCGUUCAGGAUGAUUUUAGAUAAGUCUAAAGAUGCUUCGGUUCUUCAUAUUGUUGAUUUUGGGAUUCUCUAUGGGUUUCAAUGGCCGAUGUUUAUUCAAUACAUAUCAAGACGACAAGAUGCGCCGCGGAAACUGCGGAUUACUGGUAUCGAGCUGCCUCAGCGUGGGUUUCGCCCGACAGAAAGAAUAGAGGAGACAGGACGGAGAUUGGCUGAGUAUUGUAAACGGUUCAAUGUACCGUUCGAGUACAAAGCUAUUGCGUCUCAACACUGGGAAACAAUCCGGAUAGAAGACCUCGACAUACGACCAAACGAAGUCUUAGCGGUAACUGCGGGAGUCAGGCUCAAGAACCUUCAAGACGAAACAGGAAGCGAAGAGAACUGCCCGAGAGACGCUGUCUUGAAGCUGAUAAGAAACAUGAACCCCAACGUUUUCAUCCACUCAAUCGUCAACGGUUCGUUCAACGCACCGUUCUUCAUCUCACGGUUCAAAGAAGCUGUUUACCAUUACUCUGCUCUCUUCGACAUGUUUGAUUCUACUCUGCCUCGGGAUAACGAAGAAAGAAUAAGGUUCGAGAGGGAGUUUUACGGGAGAGAGGCUAUGAACGUGAUAGCAUGCGAGGAAGCUGAUCGGGUCGAGAGGCCAGAGACUUACAGACAGUGGCAAGUGAGAACGGUUAGGGCCGGGUUUAGGCAGGAACCGAUUAGAGCUGACAUGGUAGAGUUGUUUAGGGAAAGGUUGAAGAAAUGGGGUUACCAUAAAGACUUUGUGGUUGAUGAAAAUAGUAAAUGGUUGUUACAAGGCUGGAAAGGUCGAACUCUCUACGCUUCUUCUUGUUGGGUUCCUGUGUAAGUGUUGUUUCGUAGUUUUGUUACAAAAAUCAUGUAAUCAUAGGAAAACAUCUGAUAGGUUUACAAGAAUUCUU
Capsella rubella is the source of this 4330-nucleotide messenger RNA. RefSeq names its product scarecrow-like protein 33. Gene Ontology annotation, molecular function: sequence-specific DNA binding; DNA-binding transcription factor activity. The transcript has 2 exons. Gene Ontology annotation, cellular component: nucleus. Lineage: Eukaryota; Viridiplantae; Streptophyta; Magnoliopsida; Brassicales; Brassicaceae. Gene Ontology annotation, biological process: regulation of DNA-templated transcription. The record is from RefSeq and is a predicted model, not a curated record. The coding region runs from base 205 to 4257 and encodes 1350 amino acids.